AUGACGUACGUGCCCCAUAACGUCUUGAUUACUGGAGGAUGCGGGUUCAUUGGUUCAAAUUUUGUGAAUCAUAUCCAUGACGCAUGGCCGAACUGUAAUUUUGUGAACGUGGACAAACUUAUACUAAACAGCGAUACGCAACAUGUUGAUGAGAAGAUCGAUACAGUUAUUCACUUUGCUGCUGACUGCACAUCUACUCGAUGCUACAAUGAAACAAUCGAGGCCAUUGAGAACAAUGUGAUCGCUUUUAUUGAAUUUCUGGAAGCUGCAAAGGAUUAUGGAAAAAUCAAGAAAUUUGUUCAUAUCAGCACAGAUGAGGUUUACGGGGAUUCCGGACUUGGUGAUGAUGAAAAAGGAAAAGUUGAGGCUAGCCGACUUUUACCUGGUAAUCCUUAUGCAGCCACUAAGAUCGCGGGUGAAGCGUAUGUACGGGCGUUCACGUCUCAGUACAAGUUGCCCAUUAUCACAGCGAGAAUGAACAAUAUCUAUGGGCCAAACCAAUGGGAUGUCAAAGUUGUCCCAAGAUUCAUCGAAAUUGCCAAAGUCCAAGGUAAAUAUACUAUUCAAGGAUCUGGAAAGCAGCUUAGGUACGCAAACUCCAAAAUUAGGAUGUUGUCCCAAGGUUCAUCGAAAUUGCCAAAGUCCAAGGUGAAUAUACUAUUCAAGGAUCUGGAAAGCAACUUAGUUGCUGACCUCGCACAAGUGAUUCAAGCUGAAGUGGAUCGUCAACUUGGUCGAGAAGUUACAGCCGCUCGUUUUAUCUCAAUUCCGGAUCGACCGUACAACGAUAUGCGAUAUCUUAUCGAUAUCAGCAAAGCUGAAAAGGAGCUCGGAUGGACACCUCAGAUCAGUUUUGAGGAAGGAAUGAGAAGAACUGUGGCAUCUGCUUUAAAGCCGAAAGAUAGCGUAAAAAUGCACGUUGCUCUAUAUGGAGGGAAUGGCUACGUUGGACAGGCUCUUCAAAAGGUACUAAACAACAGAAAAGUUCCUUAUGUGCUUGCUAAAGGAAAAGUUGGUUUCGACAACGAUAAAGAUGUGAGUUUUGCUAUGGGAAUCCAUUUUACAUAUGUUGGGACUGGUUACAUCUUUGCUUACGAUGCAAAACAUCCUAUUGGUGGUAAAGGCUUUACGGAAGAAGACAUACCUACGUUCUCUGGCUCAUCCUAUUCCGUCGUGAAAGGCUUCACUGAUCGACAAAUGUCCUACUUCAACGAUAAGGGUUGGGAGAAUAUUAACGCAAGGAUUACGCUACCACUCACAUAUGAGUUGGAUCAACCGAGAAAUCUGCUCUCAAAGAUCAUCAACUACAAGUUAGAAAUUCUUUGUUUUUAUGAAAGUGUUUUAGACAUAAAUUGCAAUUUUCGCUAUAAAUUAACGAUGAUAUGCAUAUUCAGAGAGCUAUUCGACCUUCCGGUAUCAAUCUCAAUACUACCUGACUGCUUUGAGGCUAUGAUAUCACUGAUGGAGAAACGAUUUGGUGGACACCUCAACUUAGUCAAUCCAGGUCCUAUAAGUCUCUAUGAGAUUGUGUUAUUAUAUAAAGAGGUUGGUUAUUUCGACUUUUAUUUUCGCAAGGACUGUACACUCUUAACUGGAAAAAAGAAGCUUAUCUUCCAGAUAACGGGUAAACCAGUGGAUCCGCAGCCAAUCGGAAUUGACACGGAACGUGGACAACUGCUUCUUGCCACGAAGGGUAAUUGUGCAUUAGACAGCACAUUACUGGAGAGUAUGCAGCAUAUUCCAUCCGCCAGGGAAUCUCUAGCUAAUAAUUUUGCUCGAAUGAAAGAAGCCUAG
Molecule: messenger RNA, 1794 nt
Organism: Strongylus vulgaris
Lineage: Eukaryota; Metazoa; Nematoda; Chromadorea; Rhabditida; Strongylidae
Source: the annotation of a GenBank genome assembly